AUGUCUGCACUCACGCGGCAGAAACUCUGGGAAGAGCGUUCGCGAACAAAAUGCGACUUAGAGGUGGAAAGCUGCGACGGCGGCUUUGUUUUGGCGCACUCGGAAGUCCUCUCAUCAGCCAGCCCCUUUUUCGAGAUGGCCAUCUGGGCCCAGAAACAUAUAAUGAAAAACGUUGAUUCGGAAAGAAUAACGGUGAAAAUUCCAUGCUGCUCCGCAUCGACAAUCAUCGAACUGAUCAAAUUCAUUUACACCGGAAACUUGAACAAACUCAACCCUUUCACCGUGACCGACAUCUACAGAGGCGCCGAUUUUCUCUGCUUGGAUAAUUUGGCGCAGAUUUGUUGCGACUAUUUCAAAAACAUCAUCACCUUCAACGACUGCAUCCAGCUCGUGCAGACGGAAAACACACCAUGGCCAGAUAAAAGGCUGGAGACUCUUGGCUGGGCCCAUUUGCAUGCCAGAAUAAGUUAUGAGCGCUCGGCCGACGUUCUCAAGUCCGUCAGCGCCAAAACGAUGGCCGCGCUCGUCUCCAGCGACAGACUCAACGCGCCAAGGGAGGAACUCGUCUGGGAGUUAAUUAUUAGCUGGGCUGGUUGUGAUGCCGCAGACAGAGCCCAGGACGUGCCCAAGCUGGCGAUGCUCCUGAGAAUAGGUUUCUUGCCAUUCAGCUACGUCCUGAAAGAGAUUAUUGAAAAUCCCAUGGUGGGUCACGCCACGGAUAUUUGCACAAUCAUCAGAAGGAGGAACCUCGAAGCCGACGCCGUCGUUUCAAAAAGCGUAAAUCAUUCCGGCGCUGUUCCCACCUUCAUGAAGCCUCGUCUUCCCUACUCCCUGAUUCUGAUUUUGGGCGGCAAAGUUCUCCAAGGCAACGCAUCGGCCAGCACCGACACGGUGCAAAUUUUCGACUUCCACACUCAGCAGUGGCUCAAGCCAAAGGUGGAGCUGCGUGUGCCUCAGGGCGAUGAUUCCUUCAGACGCUUGGCAUUCCAAAAGGUGGUGCUGCAAGGUCACGACCUGUACCUCCUGGGAGGCGCGGAGAACGGCGCGCCCAGCACCAGGUGCGACAAAUUGGACCUGACGUCUCUUAAAUGGAGCAGGGUGAAGGACAUCUCGUUUGCAAAGUAG
Molecule: messenger RNA, 1125 nt
Organism: Neocloeon triangulifer
Lineage: Eukaryota; Metazoa; Arthropoda; Insecta; Ephemeroptera; Baetidae
Product: kelch-like protein 3
Exons: 5
Coding region: 1-1125 (374 amino acids)
Molecular function (GO): protein binding
Source: RefSeq, a predicted model, not a curated record